Messenger RNA from Cydia pomonella (codling moth), 11615 nucleotides. RefSeq names its product ras-specific guanine nucleotide-releasing factor RalGPS2 (gene RalGPS). Gene Ontology annotation, molecular function: guanyl-nucleotide exchange factor activity. Gene Ontology annotation, cellular component: plasma membrane. Bases 588 to 2300 code for a protein of 570 amino acids. Gene Ontology annotation, biological process: positive regulation of GTPase activity; Ras protein signal transduction. Lineage: Eukaryota; Metazoa; Arthropoda; Insecta; Lepidoptera; Tortricidae. The transcript is spliced from 12 exons. The record is from RefSeq and is a predicted model, not a curated record.
UAUCUUUCUCUUUUACCCCAAUGUAGGUGUAAUUAGAGGGACAGAACAAGAUACCCGCUAUUUGCGAACUUUAAUAUUCGUGCUUAUAGCCCAAACAAUUUAAUCAAAUUGACGAAAAAUUGUUCCCGCCUGGGCGGCUACCGGGAAAAUCGAAAAUCGUCAAUAGCGGGCAUUUUUCUCUGUCAUUUUUCUCUAAUUAUGUUUUAGUGAGAGUAAAAGAGAAAAAUUCCCGCAAUUUGCGAAUUUCGGUUUUCACGGCAGGCCCCUUGGUUUGGCCUUAUCGAGGAAUUAAAUGUAAAUCGAGCUUUAAUACUUUUUAUUUUUCAUACUGGCUACUCUUUCCCAGAACUGUCCUUGUCUAAUUGUCUAUUUUCAGUAUUUUCUGUCACCCUAUUUGACUUCGUUUCGUUUUAUAAUUAGACCGACAGACAUUAAGGAUAUAAUUUAAUGUUAUUUUUUAUGUGUGGCAGCGGUAAAUACAUUUUUAUAUCACACUAUGAAGUGAACGAUGUACUUGGUGAUUUAUACUCAGGAUUUUUUUCACCGAUACUGGGCUCAUCGAAGCAUGCCCAAUAGAAUAAACAAAAAUGCCACGGGAUAUUCUUAGUGAUAGCUUUUCAGUGUUAAGUAUAGUAGAGCAUGAAGAUGAAGAGAAUUGGCCUCUAGAAGAGAAACCAUCAUGUAGACAAAAUGAUAAGAAUGUAAUACACAUUCCAUUGAAUAGUCAAAAAACUAAAGAUGACUGUGCAUGCUAUUACAAUUAUGGACUCGGGGAUGGCAACACUAACAGGCAACUGGACCCUGUAUAUCAGUACAAAACCAGCAGUUUACCAGCUGCUUCCAGCAUCAAUCAAUCAUGGGAUGAAAUAGUUUGCUCUGCUUUAAGAUUGAGUCCAGAAGACAUUGCAAAUCAAUUAACAUUACUUGACCUGCCAUGUUUUAAAGCUAUUCAACCAAAUGAACUUACCACUUGUUGUUGGAACAAAGCAAACAAGCAGACUGUGGCCCCAAAUGUAGUGGCGUUUACUAAAAGGUUCAACAGGGUAAGCUUUUGGACCGUACAAGAAGUAUUGAAUGGCCAAUCACCUAAAGCAAGAGCCGAAACCCUGGCACAUUUUAUUAAAGUAGCAAAAAAGUUACAUGACCUUAAUAAUUUGCAUUCUCUGUUUGCUGUCAUAUCUGCGUUGAAUAGUGCUAGUAUAUAUAGAUUGACUAAAACAUGGGCAUGCUUAUCAAAGAAGGAUAAACAACAGUUUGAUAAACUAGCAGAACUGUUUGGCGAAGAAGAUAACUGGACAGCCCUGCGAGAAUAUAUGAAAAGCAUAUCUUUACCCUGUAUACCUUUUAUGGGUAUAUUUUUAACAGAUUUAACAUAUAUAAACAUUGCCCACCCAGCUCGUUCGCCUCACCGGACUGCCAAAAUGGCGGUAGUUUUAAAAACAAUAGAGAAAUACCAGAUAUCGGAAUAUGAUAUUACACCUUUACCCCAUGUAGCCACAUAUCUUAACAGUGUCCGUUAUAUAGAGGAGCUUCAGAAAUUUCUGGAAGAUGAUCAGUACAAAUUGUCACUAAAGCUAGAGCCUCCCUCGCCCGUCGGCAGCUGCGCCGGAUCCAAGGAAUCUGUAAAAGAGAACGGCGCGCCCGCCGCCUACUCGCUCUCGCCUUCGCACCGGCUCGGGUCCGGCUCGCUCCGCCUUCAUACCAACUACCCCCACUCCAAAUUCAUACCGACACACAGGAAAUGUAGAUCGCUGGGAUCUAAUAUAUUCGGAAAGGGGCAGUCGGACGAGAAGACGCCGGCGGGCUCGGUGAACCUACUCGACGACACGCUGCUCGAGUCGCCGGGCUCCGUGGUCGGGGACAAGCUGUCCCAUUCCUUGCCGCAAACUAAUCCUUCGAAGGCGGAAGCUUCAGAAUGUCUGUACGAAGGUUUCGUGAGAAGAAAAAUCGUGUUGAGGGACGGAAAGAAGGUGUCCCUUGCGUCGUGGCAGCGCUACUGGCUCAUGUUACACGGUCAGCAGCUCGACUUCUUUGCCGCCAAGUCUUUUAAGGGUUGUCUGACCGGCAGCACGUGCCGCGGCGACUUCCGCGACGAGCGCUACAAGACGCUGCCGCUCGAGAGCUGGACGGCCACGCGCGGCGAGUCGUCGGACUCCUUCCAGCUCAUUCACCAGCACGGCACGCUCUACAAGUUCAAAACUGGAUCUGAUACUACGGCCAUGCAGUGGUGGAUUAAGAUCCAAGAAGUCUCUAACAAGAUGGUGAAACCAUUGCCUGCGAAUCUCAUGCAGUUCGAAUAACCGCCACGGGCGGCGGCGACGCUCUGUGUCACUCUAGCUCUCUUCAUAGACUUAUGUCAACUAAAAACAAUGUACAUGUGUACGAUAUUUGCAUCUGAUUGUAUUGUACGUUAGUUGAUACUCGAUUCAUCGCAUAUGGCGAUGCAGAUUUUUGCAGCGGUGCAGUCGCUUUACUGCCAUCGUGCUUUAGCCUACAUGCUAUGAUGCAUGUAAGAAGACUCUCGGUCACCACACUGGCGCUAUUUCACUCGUAUAUUAUUACGCCACGGGGCGCACCACUGUUUUAUACAACAACUCAAGUUUAUCUCCGCAUUUUUAGUUAAGAUUAGUUUUUUUUUAUUUUUUAUUUUUUUUAUAUUGGACCCAUUCGAUAAUGUAGACGCAAAUGAAGAGUGCAACUGCUCAUUUCAUUUGCUUGAUUAGUAUGGGAACGCCAAUGUGUGCCGACGGCACAUUGUCUUAGGGCCACCCACAACUAGAGAUUCCCGAGUGUUGGCUCCUUGUCCACUCUAUGGCUGCUGCUCGACGCACCAGCGUAGCGAUAGCGACGCCAUUGUGUUAUAGAGACGCCGCUAGUGUGGGGCCACGCUUAGGGCCACCCCACACUAGCGUCUAUUGAGUGUCGGCGCGGAAAAUGGCGUCCCGUCCCGGCGUUGCGUCAACGUUGCGUCGAGCAGCAGCACUAGAGUUGACUAGACGCCGACACUCGGAAGACGCUAGUGAGGGGUGGUCCUAAGGUGCACCAAUGUCUCGCGUUAGGAUCAAUUAUCGGUUCUAUACCGACGCAGCUGCACGUUUAUGACAACAUUGUGUGAUGGCUUUCAUAGUCAGAAAGAACACGUAGAAAUAGUUCUUCUAAGUGUUGUGCAUAUAAUAUGUUAUUAUCCUCUCGAAUAUAAUGUGUAAAUAAUAUUGCUUGAUCCACCGACAUACUCAUGUGAAACUAUUAUAAGCACUCUCUAAUAUGUGUGUUGCUUUUUAUAAUAUUGAAUUUUAAUGGAACACUUCAAAAAUAAUUGGUAAUAUGCGACUGAAUCCUUCGUAAGACUACUAGUGUAAAUGAUUACUCAUAUGGCUUAAAAAUAUUUGUGGCGUUGUGUGCUUUCUGUGGUAGGUAUUUCACAUUCGUGAAUGUACUACUUUUGGAGGCUAGACACUUAUAAGUUAUAUCAACAAAAGUAACUGUGAUUCGAAAUGCUUGACCGUAGACACAUUUUUUUUUACCUGUGGAAGGCAAGAGUGAUUUGUUUAAUAAAGACUGUGUUUAUGCCAUAGUUUGGCCUCAAAUUGUAAUUAGAUCUGUUUUUCUUUAGAGGCUAUAUUAGUACCUAUUACGGUGAAUAACUCAAACACAUCUGUUAAACUAUGACACUAACAAACAUACCAAAUUGAAUAGGUAAAAGCUUUUAAAAAUUAACUUACAAAGAGAAUCUCAGACUUGCUUGCGUAAGGAAUAUUCAGCAGUCCCAAAACUGUUAGUAUGUCUACAAGUAUUUAAGUAUGUGCGAUAAUAUUCUCUGUUUAUUAGUUUGGCUUAAUUUAAGUAUUCUUUCACUUUAUAUCCUUUAUUAUACACUGGAUCCAGAUUCCUCACGGGCAUAUAUUUUGCAUAUAUGUACUUCAAAUUGUAUCAGGACGGAAUGUCAAUUGGUUUCAAUAAUUUAGCGGUAGCGGUAGUAGGGAUUUGUACUGUGUACACUUGUGAAGUUAGCGAAUGAAUCGGUAGAGAUUACGGCAAGGUACGGUAUUAUGGCAAGACAAAUAAUUAGGCAAUGUUUGAAUAUAUUCGCUCUAAUUUCUAUUACUGUGCGCGCUAGACUGACAUUUCUAUAUAAAACAACGAAAAGUUUUAAAUUAACGUUCCAUAUAUUUUCCCAGUAUACUUACUAGGUACCAAAUAAUUAUUGAUAGUAGAAGAUAUUAACCCCUUGGCGCCCAGUGACAUCAUGAUGAUGUCAGUAUUGAUUCUUAUUUCCUUUCGUAAUAAGGUAUAGUAUAUGUAUGUCUGGGUUCUGACGGGUUUAAUGUAAAGUCUUAGAAAAAAUGGUGCCUUCAGGUUUGGUCGCUAACUUAGAAGGCUGAACAGCGCCAUAUUUUUGAGAUAAUUGGAUUGUCAAAUGUCAGCUUUUGCCGUCAUCAACUUCAGCAGUCAAAACCUAUGCAAGAUUUUUCCCUACAUUUUACGUCUCUUUUACAAUUGAUAACUGUUUGCUGUUUGCAAUCAUAGUUAAAAGAACAGUAGUCAUACAAAGUUGAAAAAUACAAAGUGGUUCAGUUUAGAACUAAAUAUGAUCCUAAGUGUUAUAAGGCUAGGCUUGAACUUUCAGUGCGGAUGACGUAAAAGUGACGUGGUUCUGCACACGGGCUGAUGUAGUAAAUAAAAUAAGUAUAUACGAAACAUGUUGCUGGAAACGGAAAACUAUAACAUUAUUCAUAAACUUUUUAAGUUUUUAUACUGUAGUAAAAAUAAAUAUCACAUAUAAUUGUGAAAAUACAACAACUAAACAAGCACAACCUCAAUUUAUUGUUUAUCUGAAUGACAAUGUCAGUCAAAGACGUUAAGUACUGUUUACUUCAAGUGGCGAAUACGUUUAUAGUAAGGGGCGAUUGUUUACCACAAGACUAUUUCAAAUCAGCUAUGUGUCAUAUGACGUCAUCGACACUAAAAGUUCGAGCCAGGCAGCUGUAUCACGGUCGCAUUUUUAUUACUUGUCACUAUGCCUGCGUGACAGGCAUAGUGACAAGUGAUAAACAUGCGACCGUACUACAGCCGCUGGUAAUAACAUAACAUAAUGAAAGCGAAGUAAACAGCCGCCUAGAGAAUCAUCUACUUAUUAGACAAAACGGAUCCAUGAUUUUAUUUUACAACCGUGUGCUUCUUCCAUAGUUAAGUAUUUCGUCUAUGAUACGAUAUGUAUUAAAUUUACUAGUUAACCCUUUUCUAGGCGUAGUACUCGUAUUAUUUUCAACCUUAGCAAUCCGAUUUAAGGUUCAAAAUAGAUUGGACUUUCGGGAAAUGUGACUUGUCUUCAAAUGAAUCAUCAAAGCUGGAUAAAUUGGAAUAUAUUAGGAUUCAUUUGAGAAAACUUUGUAGAUUGGUAAGGCCUGGAAAAGGGUUAAAAUAUAUGCCUGUUUGCAAUAUACACGAAUUUAUACUUGAACCAUAGGUAUUCGAAAGUGUGAUGAUCCCUGUGACACAAUUUGCCAUUGCUGAGGGUUUGGAAAUAGUCCACCUUUUGGUACUUUUUAUUUUAUACAAAGGUAGGCUGCAUGCCCAUUUAAAGGAUUUACAUUUAUAAUAGGUAGGUGUCAUAAUAAUAGAGACUUACUAAUUAGGACACCUAACAUUAAUUUAUUUUCUAUUAAAGGAAACAUGCUGUCAUUGCAAUGUAUGUGUAUAAUCUGUUGUGACAGAGAUGGCACUUCCUAUGACUACCUGGCCCUGGUCUUCCGAAGUGGUAUGGGGAUCAUCUAGUUGUGUUUCGAACACAUUUACUUAAGUAAUUACUUACAUUUAUUAGUUGUGUAUUGCUUAAACUUUAAAAAUUCAAUCAAUUAGUAGCAAGCAGUGUUGGGCAAAAAGUAGUUGGAUUACUGAUUAACGAUUAUGAUUACAAAAUGUAGUUGUAACUACAAAUUACAAUUACUAGGAAAAAGUAGUUGAGCCUUUGAUUAACGAUUACUAACUACAUUUUGUAGUUAGUAAUCGAAUUAAUAACUACAUUUUGUAAUUGUUAUCUGUAAUAAAUUACUGCGAUUACAAAUUACUUUUACUCAACAAAAUGUUUUCGAUCAUCUUUGUUUCCCAAAUCAGGUAUAAAAUAUGAACGAGUUUUAAGUUGAUCUUCAAGUUCAUAUUAAGUUUGACUUUUCAUAUAAAAAAGGAAUGUUAGUUUUAUAAGAUUUUGUAUAAAGGAACUUAUUAAAAAAUAUGAACAUUUUAGGGCAAAAACUCGUUUUUGUCAGGUGGUCUGUUCCAUGAAGCGGCACCCGAGAUUUUUUUCAAAUUUAUAUGGCAUGAGGUUAAGUUAAUGCAGGAAAAAAAAAAUGAUACUGCCGGCAGUAACAGCUAAAACUAAGAGCGAUAUUUGAUAGUUAAUAUUUUCCUGAUUGCUAUAUCAAUAUUAGUCAAGUAAUAAAUAAUAUGUGAUACUCUUAAUUUGAUAGCUUUAUGCUUUCAAACACAGAGAAUAAUAAUCAGAUGUAGCAAAUGUUCUUACUUCACGUGUCAUUUUUUUGUGUUUAAGACGCCGCGGCCCAAUGUCAUGUUGACCGUUCAUAUUGCCCAUAUUCCUUAUCUCUACAACUUGAACCCUAUUGCUAAGACUAGAAGGCAGCUAUUUGUGCAGAUUAUCCUGUUGCAUCUUUUGUUUCAUUGUGUACUGAUAACGAUUGCUUGAAUUUAACAAACAACAAAACACCAUUGUUCAGAUAAGCUCAUGAAGUACUAUUCCGAUAUCCUAGACAAAAUUCUCAGUUUACCCGUUUUUGUAUGGUGGGCCGCAGGUGGUUAUUACUUUUGUUUACUGAGGGAGUACUAAAGUACUAAAUUUGCUCAUCUUUGCCUAUCAAGAAGUAAUUGUGUAAUUAUGAUUAUAAAUUAAUGUUAUUUCGAUUACAAAUUACAAAGUAAUCUCAAUUGCAAGUAGUUAUAACUACAUGUAAUCAACUAUAAAUAAUUCGUAAUCGAAUCUGUAGUUAAAAUUACACAAGUAGUUGAUUACGCCCAACACUGGUAGCAAGCAUUCAUUGCCGCUAAAAUAAUUAUAUUUGGUGCAUUCGGUGCUUAAAUAUCUCACCAUAUAUUUAAUUUUCUUAUUAUUUAAUAUGUGGCCUUUAUCGUGUAUUUUGAAUGAGUAGAUAUUCUGAAAAAGUUUCAUGUAAUCAUUACAUUACACUGUAAUGUAAUGCAAACUGUAGGGACGAGUAUCCAAGAGUUUCUAAAAGUGUACCAUAAGGAACGAUUAUAGUGUGCGUUACAUGUAAACGUGUUCCCUAUAGGUUUUUUAAGGUACAUCUUUGGUCACCCAGGCUUUCAUAAUUCAUUGCAGAUUAGUUUAAUGAACCCAUGCACUACACAAGUACACAUUACAUUUAUAGUAUGUAUAGCUAGGUUUAGCUGGGUGCUCUAUGUGUUUACACAUGUGAUAAAACUAUAUGUUAGCUAUAAUGUCACCUUAAACAUAUCCAAGUGCAUCUUUCGAUAUAAAUAAAUUAAACAAUACAUAUUUUCAAAUGGCAGGAAGUCGUAGAAGACAAACGAACUUAAGUAAUACUAAUAAAUACAUUUAUAUACUGACAAUGUGAGCUCUCUAUGUAGUGUUAUUCAUACUGAAGGAAAGGGCAACGCGCGUCCAGAAAGGUUGGUUCGUCGAACCACUACAGUGACCCUGGAUAUAUUGAGUUAAGGUAAUUUUUGGAUACUGUAAAAUGUACCUAUUUUGCUCCCCACAGAGUAAUUGUACUCCAAGAGUUUUAAUAUAUGUUUUAACAAAUCCCAUAUCCCAUGAUAUACCUGGUACUUAUAAAUAGUUAUUUGGUUUGCAAGCGGGCAAAGUUGUUGUUUAACCGCUCGUGCUAAUAUUGAUACCCGAGCAAGCGAGAGACUUAAAAAUUGAACCGUGAGCGUAGCGAGUGGCAUUUUGAGCGUUGCGAGGGUUUCAAGGCAUGAGGGUUAAACAAAUUUUGCCACCGAGUGAAACACAAAAAUUUUCACCACACCAACGCAACGAAAAUAUUAACUGUAAAAUAUCAAAUAAAAUCAAACCAAAUCAAAUCCAAGUGAACGUUAUUAAACAUUUAUCAUUCAAGAUCAUCAUUUAAAAGUCAAUUCUGGCAGCCAACACAAGGAAACAACUCAAAAUUAGUAUUAGAUUACUUUGCCCCAAAUGUGGACAAAAUGCAAUUUACUCAUCAGUUUUUCAAUAAUCAAGAAAACCUAUACCAGCUGGUACGAGUAGGCUGAAAACAUAAUUUUAAAGAGUGUAGCCGUGUUUUCAUGGAAAAGCGGCGACUUGCGUUUAAAUUAUCUGGUAUGGGUGUAGGUAUCUUUUCUUUUAUUUUUCUAUUUUCUAGUAUGAAGUACCAACUGGGUUAUUUUGAAAAAUAUAUAUAUAUUGUAGACCUUUAUAAGCAAUAACGUAACGAAGAACUGUUGGUGUCGCUCUUCUAGCAAGAAAAAAAUACUGAAGUUUUAAUUCCUACAUUUAUUAAAGAUUUUUUAAAGAAAAAUAUAAUAUUAUUUAAAGAAUAUAUGAGUAUCUAUAUAGAGAUUACCGUACCAAAAGUUUACGUAAAUCGCAUUAGCCAGUGUGGGAUUUUUUAUUUAUUUAUAAAAGGUAAAAAAAAAAACAUAGCUCAGAGAAUAACAGAGAUAGGAAGCUAAGCUAAAAAAAAUACUGUAAGCAUUUCGUGGAAGAGCCGCUUUACCAAGAAAACACGGCUACGCACUUUCAAAUUUUGGAGCAAAUAAGUCACAUUUUACGGUAUCUGUAAAAAAUUCAAUGUUUUCGUUUGGUUCGGUCAAUCGACUACCCGAUGUGACUCCCUUUCGAUCUUGUACCACAAUGACAAAUAGGUUGGACAACUUGGGCUAAUAUGUAAAUAUACAAGGUGUAUAAUCGGUAUCGUGUUAUGAUUAGGAAAAGUAAAAGAAAACAUUUUUUGAGCCGAAAAAUGUUUCAUGUUUGUAUACAAACACAAUUUAUAAAUAAAUAAAUAAUUAAAUAUUAUAGGACAUUAUUACUCAAAUUGACUAAGUCCCACAGUAAGCUUAAUAAGGCUUGUGUUGAGGGUACUUAGACAACGAUAUAUAUAAUAUAUAAAUAUUUAUAAAUACUUAAAUACAUAGAAAACACCCAUGACUCAGGAACGAAUAUCCAUGCUCAUCACACGAAUAAAUGCCCUUACCAGGAUUUGAACCCGGGACCAUCGGCUUCAUAUGCAGGGUCACUACCCACUAGGCCAGAUCGGUCGGUUGUAUGGAGGUUUGGCCGACUUGGAUGAUAGGAAAAACUAAAUUAUUUUCGCGUACAUUUUUUUGGAUUUCCUAAUUUACCGUCUAUAUCACAUUGGUUGUAUGUGAUAGAUAAGGUUGACAAUAAAUAUCAAUAUGAACAAACGUUUAUCCCGGCGGGUCUAAAUAUCAUAAGUCGUGAUCAGUAACGUUUUAAUUUCAUGGCAGCGUGGUCGAGUAAAAGUAAAAGGAAAUGACAAUAUUGAAGCAGCCGGUCCAGUAUUAUAAAGAUUUUUUUAAUUAAUAUACUUUGGUGUCCCACUGGUAGGCAAAGGCCUCCCGUCGUCUUCUCCACACGACCCUGUAAUCGGUAUUUUCCCACCAUUUGGGGUAGAAUGCAUCAAAGUGGUCCCGCCAUUUCCUUUUCGGUCUGCCUGCAGUUCGUCUAUAGUGUUCCGUGGGUCCCAAUCAUAACCAUUUUGGCCCACCUUUCCGGGUCAUGCGGUAAACAUGUCCAGCCCAGUCCCACUCAAACCUAGCGGUCUUGACGCCUACAUCUACCUUCAACUUUAGUUCCAGAGCGUAGUUCCGUGUUUCUGAUUCGAUCAGUUCUACGAUCACCUAAUUACCUACGCGUAAUGCUCCAUCGCUCGCUGGCAAACUUUGAUAAUUAAAUCUGUACCCCUAGUGUAAAUAAAUUCGAUUUCGAAACGUGACGUACGCGUUUGCGUUUAGUCUCAUUUUGUAUGUGAUUUAGAAAGAGCGCGCCAAGCGGGACGUUUUGGAAACUCAAAAUCCUAUACAAAAUGACACUUAACGCAAACGCGUUCGUCACGUUAUGAUGUCGAUAAAACUUACACUAGGGGUACUGUUCGCUAUCGUAACUUUUUUUUUUCCAUGCGGGUAUACCUGAGGUAGAACAUAUUUAACAUGUUAUGUAUGCCAAAGUACACUCGCUCACAUAAAACUGUUUGUAGCAAUUUUUAGUUAAUAUUUUAGUCUGCGUCUAGUAAAGUAAAACGCAAUCUGACGGAUGCAUUUUCUAUACUUAUAGACCCGUAGUUACCUUUGCGUCAUUUCCCAGGGAUCGUUAGAUUGUCUACAUCUCUGUGUCUCAAUCAUUUCGUCUUCGUAACUAUGUAAGUUACACCCGGAUAAGACCGUACUAUUUUUCUGCGAGUUGGACGCAGGACGUCACAAAAAAAUAUUACUUAAUUCUCACUAACUUUUACCUCCGAAUGCUUAACGAAAGUGAUAAAGAAAGCAAGAUUUUAUUAUUAAUUUAGGAGCCAUCUACACUCAACGUUUAAUUACUUUUUUUCAAGGCACCAAACCGAAAAACCUGCUUCGACUAAGAUCGGACUAAUAGCUAAUUCCAACUCUAAGGCAAACAUUAAAUAUAUUUUUUUACUUUUUUAAACGUUCCUAACAUUAUGACUGACACGACUAAGCGGAUACUACCAAAUUGUAUUUGCCAGUUAUGUAAAAUAACUGUCUUCUAUUUUGGUAUGCCUUAUUCAGUUAGGGCACUCUUGACGGUGAUAUUCGUCACAGAAAAUAUCAAGGUAUAUAUUUUCGUUUUUUUUUUAAAUGCCAUAUAAGGAACUUGGUACAUUACAGCUACGUACGUAAUUUACAUUACUGCUUAUAGGUAUUAAUUAUUCCGGUUUAUAAUUAUUUUUAAUAAAUAGAACACUCAAAUUUCUGUACAAUUUAAGAACCUACAUAAAUGUGACUAUGUUUACGUGCCUUCAAUAAACUAGGUUCAAAAUUAUAUAAUCUAAAAUAUUCAUUUUUGAGACGCAAUCGAGAUGAAAAUGGCUACCAUUAUAAACGAAGAAAGGAAGCACGAUGUACUAUUUUCGUUGGGGGUUUAUUAACGAGGGGGGUAAGUGAAAUUUUGGAUACGAGGGCGUUAAUUCCCCGAAUUAAAGACCCGAGUUUGCAAUAUUCUUACCCCCGGAAUUACACACAGUGUUUUUCAUCACACUUGCGAAGAAAAAACUAAAUUUUAAGUGAAGUAAUUCUUAAAUACGCUGACAUAUCAAACACGCGUCCGCCAUUUUGUAAUUUAUUGACAGGUAGGAAUCGAAGGCACAGACCCAUUCGCCAUUCAGCCACGAUUGAAAAUUAUGUAAAAAUAUUUUAAACUGCUGGUAAAUUAAUAAAAUUACACAAAUUAAAAAAUAUUAAAUUAUAAACGUCAGUAUUUUAAAAGACAACUCAUUUAUGCUACUUGGUUUGUAUGAAUAAGUAACAUAAUUUAAAAAAAGCUAUAACUCCCUAGGGAGUUAUAGCUUUUUACGCUGCUUGGUUUGUAUGAAUAAGUGACAUAAUUAAAAAAAAGCUGUAAUUCUCUA